AUGUCCAGUCACACGCCCGUAACGGUGCCUACACCCUCUACAACCCGCGAAAACUCAGCUCGUAGCGACUCCCGCGGCUCCCCGAUGCCGGAUUCGAAACCAGCAUCAGUAAAUCGCAAGAAGCAGAAGCGGAGAGAGAAGGCGGCGCGUUUGGCUGCGGAACGUCAAGCGGAAAACGGACUUGCGCCUAGCGACACCGUUGACGUAAACGACCCCGGUUCGACAGUACCUAGCAGCCACGCAUCGCAUGAACAUGGUUUUGCCGGUGAUGAUAACACAAGCGAGGAGGUUCUAAAUGGCCAUGGACACGAUACUCAAGAGCUCCCACAUCCCUCCGAAUACGACGGCCUGGAUGACCCGCAAGCAACAACUAGUCGGAAAUCCAAGAAGAAAAGAGGCAAAAGGCCCCGUAAUGGGUCACAAGCAAGCUCGACUCCGCUAUCGACUCCGUCCGUAUCUCUAUCGCACGCACUGCCGCCGCCUUUACCUCCACAUUUCAGCCCUCAAUCCUCGAAGCUAUUGAAAGAGCGCAGCAUCUGGAAUACCUCGACACAAGAAGAGCGUGAAAAUAUCAAGACCUUCUGGCUGGAACUGGGCGAGGAGGAACGGCGCCAGCUUGUCAAGGUGGAGAAGGAUGCGGUGUUGAAGAAGAUGAAGGAGCAACAGAAACAUUCGUGCAGCUGUACCGUAUGCGGUAGGAAACGGACGGCAAUCGAGGAAGAGCUUGAAGUUCUUUACGAUGCCUACUACGACGAGCUCGAACAGUACGCCAACAACACCCAAGGAACAUUUGAACGCGGGCCUACGAUGAUGCCUCCUCCCCGGUUAUAUCAACCACCGUUACGGCCACCCGGUCAGCAUACCCACACACAAGGGCAAUUCCAUCCUUCACGAGGUCGAAUUCAUGAGCUAGCGGAAGAUGAUGAGGACCUGGAGGAGGAAGAAGAGGAAGAGGAGGAGGAUGAUUACGACGAAGAUGAAGAGGAUGAGGAGCCAUAUAGUGAUGAGGAGGAGUAUGAGGACGAUGAAACACGAGCUGCGCGAGCCGACUUUUUCGCAUUUGGGAAUAGUCUGACUGUCAAAGAUGGAAUUCUCACAGUUGCAGAUGAUUUAUUAAAAAAUGACGGAAAACAUUUCAUCGACAUGAUGGAGCAGCUGGCGGAGCGUCGCAUGCAACGGGAGGAAGAUACACAGUAUGGCAUAGCUGCAGCACAUCAGUCUCUCCACAGUGGUCAUAACCAUGGCCCGCUGGAUGAUGAGGAUUAUGAUGAUGAAGAGGAGGAGGAGGAAGACUACGAUAGCCAGGAGGAGGAAGAGUACGAGGAAGAUGAAAUGGACGCCAUGACGGAAGAGCAGCGCAUGGAGGAGGGCCGACGGAUGUUCCAAAUCUUCGCAGCUCGAAUGUUCGAACAACGGGUCUUACAAGCGUAUCGCGAAAAGGUUGCAGAGCAGCGACAGAAAAAGCUAAUUGAAGAAUUAGCGGAGGAGAAGAACCGAGACGAGCAGCGCAACGCCAAGAAAGCUCGAGAGGCUCAAAAGCGCAAAGACAAGAAGAGACAAGCGAAGCAGGCCAAGGAUGAAGAAAAGGCCCGAAAGGAGGCGGAGAAGGCUGCAGAAGAAGCUGCUGCUAAAGCUGAGCAAGAGCGAAAACUUGAAGAGCAACGAAAGAAGAAAGAGGAGCAGCGAAAGAAGCGGGAAGCCGAACGAAAAGCCCAGGAUGAGGAGCGCGCUCGGAAAGAAGCUGAAAAGCACAAACGACUGCGAGAAGAACGAGAGAAGCAGGAGGAGGCUGAGCGAAGGCAGCGCGAACAGAAAGAACAGAAGAAGCGAAUGGAAGAAGCUAAACGAAAAGAGCGCGAGGAGCGGGAAUUGAAGGAGCAAAAGGCCAAACAAGACCGAGAGCGCAAAGCUCAAGAAGAGCAGGCGAAGAGGGAACGAGCUGCACAAGAGGACCAGGAGAGGCGUGAACUACAAGCUAAACGUGCAUCAGCGUCGAGCCUGCAUCCCGUGCCUGGACCAUCUGGGCAUCAACAACCCUCACUUCCUCAGUCCACAACGCCUGUGGCUUCCAAAGCUCCCACGCCCUCCAAGGCCCGGCGCGCUUCCCAGCAGGGGUCACAUAGCUCGUCUCCACGCUCUCAAUCAGCCAGCGGAGAGGCGUCCCAGAUCUCACCACGGUCUCUUCCUCUAUCCCAAUCAUCAGCCUCACCUAGUGUCCUGUCCAAGUAUGGCCCCGGUCAUGGCGUGCUUCACCAUCACCCGGGUGCGCCCAUGUCUCCUUUGGGUAGACCCCAUCCUCCUGGACUCUCCCCAUCCAAUCCUCCCGGGCUUUCAGGCAUGGUCCCUCGGCCUCCGAUGGGCCAAGAGUUACCCACGUAUCCACCACAUUCAAGUCCGUACAUGAACCAGCUCCGUGGAUUCCCCGCACCCAAUGGGAUUCCGGUACCUCCGGGGAUGAACGGAGCUCGUCCAAUGCCUCCGGGACGAGGAUUCCCUCUUGAAGCACCCGGUCUUCCUUUCCACGUUCAGCAACCGCUUUCCGGUGUUUUCUCCCCCCAGCCAGGCGGCUUACCACAUGGCCAUUCGAGGCAACCAUCCAACUCCUUUGAACGAUCUCCGCUGGAUACAAGCGCUCAGCCAUUCCCGAUUUCCAGACCUAGCCCAAUCAAGCGCCCGCCUAGUACACAGCAAGAGCAGCAUAACACCCGAAGGGAUGUGGACGACCUAAGCGCCCAACUAGGUAGCAGUGCACUGCUCGAUGACACAGAUAUUCCCCUUACGUCGUCGCAACUUUCCCAGUCACUUCCGGGUGCAGCACCUACUACAUCAAUGCCAGGUCCCACACGCGCCAGCUUUACUGGUUCUUCGCUAUUCCCAGACCCCCUAAGUGCCAAACACGGGAACUUUCCUGUUGGCCCUGUAGUAGGAGGCAACACUUGGGGUGCGCAAAUGCCUUUUGGAGCUUCCUUCCCCGGCGGUCCAACAUGGGGAGGAUAUUUGCCCGGGAACAACUGGCCUAACAAUAACAACGCUUUUGGCGCUGGCGUCCAUCAUCGCGCUCACACAUCACGUCCUGUUGCGAUUCGACUCCUAGUUAUCCAAGCGUGCAAACAGCUGAGCGCACUAAGUCUUUCGAAUGGAGAUGACUAUCAUGACGUGAAUGCGGUUCUGCGCCAAGUCGAACAAUUACGGCCGCCGAAUGAGCCUUCAAUUCCUCUGAAUGAGAUGCUUGACAUCUGUGAUACAGAGGGCAAUGCGCAAAACGGAGGCGGGUCGUUCUCAAUCAAGAACAGCCAGGCCGGUGAUCUUGUCAAGUUCGAGCCAGAUACCAAUAGCGCGGUGACUGGUCAACGCGGCAGUAUUGUGCCAGGCGAUAUCGGAAGUCCUAUCGCCAAUAGUACUAUCCCAGCCCUUGGUGGCAUUGGCAUUGGUACACCUCCUUCGUCCGCUUUGCGACAAUUUUCUUCUCCACCCACGAGUUUCUAG
Molecule: messenger RNA, 3486 nt
Organism: Aspergillus versicolor CBS 583.65
Lineage: Eukaryota; Fungi; Ascomycota; Eurotiomycetes; Eurotiales; Aspergillaceae
Product: putative stress response protein Nst1
Exons: 5
Coding region: 1-3486 (1161 amino acids)
Source: RefSeq, a predicted model, not a curated record